AUUGUGGCCAGGAUAGAAAGGAAUGCCCUAUAUGUUGUGGCUGCUUUCCAUCAGAUGAAAUUGUUCUGCAUGCAAGCCUGUGUGGUGAAAGUCUACAGGACACUUUGAACUACAGUACAGACAGCUGUGUGCUACGCGAGGGAAGCUUAUCUAUGGCCGACAUGUCUAGUGACGAUGAUGUACUCCAGUGGCUUGCAAGCCAAGUAGAUGCAAGCAAAGAUUUUAAGAUCUGCAUCACCCGGGACAACCUUUUCCAAAGAGGCCUAAUUCAGUGGCAGAGACAGAAGAAGGGCUCACCUGUCAACAAACUCAAUGUGACUUUCAUUGGCGAAGCUGGAAUCGACACUGGAGCAUUAAGCAAAGAAUUUUUGACUGAAAUGAUGCAUGGCAUUGAGAGGCGACUGUUUGAGGGCAGUAGCAAGAAGGGAAAGAGUCCUGUCUACUCGAUUUGUGACCUAGAAAAUGGUUUCUACAGAACUGCAGGAGAAGUGUUUUCUGUCAGCCUAGCUCAGGGUGGCCCAGCACCAUGCUUCUUCAGAAAUUGGUGUUACCAGUUUCUUACAACAGGGGACUUUGAUGCUCUGCAACUGACCAAAGAUGAUGUGGAUGAUCUUGAAUAUGCUUUACUCAUAGAAAGGGUGGAGGCAGCAACUGAUCUGACACAGUUCACAGAUGAAAUCGUGAGUUGUGGUUACACCGGUUUGCUUAAGUUGGACCAAAAGGACAGUAUCAUAAGUAGAGCCAUUGUUCUGCAUGCUACAAUGCGUCUGACUCCCAUGCUUCAGCAAAUUAGAAAUGGGAUGAAGGUCUACAACCUUCUGGAUGUGAUUGGGAAGCAUCAAACUCUCUGCUCAAACCUGUUUGUCCCCAAAAAGGAUGAUGACAGACCGGAUGCUGACUACAUAAUGAGUAUCAUAGUCCCUGAGCUGAGUGAGAAGGGAAGUCCAAGGCAAGCAAGAGAAAAUGCCAUCAUCAACUUCCUCCAGGACUUUCUACAAGACCUGGAAAUCACAGGUCAGAAUGAAGACCAGCAAAUGUGUGAGCCUCUGACCCAAGAGGAGCUGCUAAGUCAAGAAGAGCACUGGAGUCAACAAACACACGUGAGCCUGUCUGUCCCGACAGUGAUGCAGUGGUUAACUGGACAAGGGCACAAGCCCCUUCUUCCAUCAGAGAGGGCAGAUUUUAAAAUAAAUCUAAGAUUUGAACACCACUGUAAUGAAAAAAUGCCAGGUCACAACAUUUGUUUCCCACUUGUAAGUGCCUGCACAAAUACAAUAACUGUUCCUGUUGAACAUAUGAAAACAUACAAGGAGUUCAGAGAUAUAAUGACAGUAGCAAUCAGAAUGGGUAGAGACUUCGGGCGAGUGUAGAGGUCAUGUUUUUUGACCACUGAUGUUUACUUCCCCAAAUCAGGCAGUAUUGUGAAUAUUUUUGGCAUUUUUAAUGGCAUUUUUGUUAAAUCUGUUCAGUGAGCUAUUUAUUAUUCUGUGAGAGUUAACAAAAAAAGAUAGCACAAGUCAAACCAUAAAAAUAGCUCAAUGUUAGUGUUUGGUUCUCCCAUUGCAUUGUUUUUUUUUUUUAAGUUGGGACCACUGCUAACCAUUUAUUUGAAAAAGGUCAUUUAAGAACUCUGUAUUUGCAUUUUGUUUACAGAGCACUGACAAAUGUACAUGUAAUAUAAACCUUGAAAUGUGAUGCUGUUCCUCAAUUCAUCGUUACUUGUACUAUUGAAAAGUUGAAAUUGUUCAGUCUUCCACAUACACAGUUUCAACACGUGUAUGGCAAAUUCAUGACAUUCAAGUGGAAUCAACGUUGUGGGGGUUUACGUUUACUAAAUCGUCAGCAAAAAUUAAGUUGGUUGAUGUC
Messenger RNA from Megalobrama amblycephala (Wuchang bream), 1866 nucleotides. RefSeq lists its product as uncharacterized. Bases 153 to 1370 code for a protein of 405 amino acids. The record is from RefSeq and is a predicted model, not a curated record. Lineage: Eukaryota; Metazoa; Chordata; Actinopteri; Cypriniformes; Xenocyprididae. Gene Ontology annotation, molecular function: ubiquitin-protein transferase activity. The transcript has 10 exons.